Messenger RNA from Coffea arabica (coffee), 699 nucleotides. NCBI's taxonomy places the organism in Eukaryota, Viridiplantae, Streptophyta, Magnoliopsida, Gentianales, Rubiaceae. The record is from RefSeq and is a predicted model, not a curated record.
AUGGAAGAUGUGAUAGUGGAGGCCCUUCUAUCUAAUGAACGGGAAGCUCAGAUUUUAGCUGCCAGAGAACUUGGUAAACUUGCAACCAAACUAAGACAGAAGUUAGCAGACAGAGGGAUCGUUUCUCGGCUCGUUACGAUGCUUCGUAAGCAAGUUUAUGAAGCCACUGAAGCGACACUCUGCUCUGCUUUAAACAAGAUCCGAAUUGCAAAUUCUGGUGCCAUACCAGUAUUGCUGGAGAUCAUUCAAUGCCAAAAAGAGUCAUUGAUUGACCUUGCAGCAGCAGCCCUCUUGGUUCUUUCUUGUUGCUCCGCUAACAAGUUAGUAAUCGCAGCAUCUGGGGCUGUCCGAAUCCUGGUUGGAUCUCUGAAUUCCCAAUUGGCAGAAGAACGCGGUUUCCAGAAUCUAAGCGUAGGUGCUGGCAGUGGUGGUGGUGGAGAUGGACGUGGGGGUGUGGGUGGGGGUGGGGGUGGAGGAGAAGGCGGUGGUGGUGGAAAUGGUGGAGGCCAUGGUUGGGGAAGUGGGAGUGGUGGUGGUGGCGGCGGCAGUAGUGGAGGAGGAAGAGGAGGUGGUGGUGGUGGUGGUGGAGGGGUGAAGGAGACGGUUGGGGAUAGAGAGGUGGAGGAGAAAGAAACCAAGGUGGGUGUUAGGGAUGGAGAUAUGGUGGAAAUCAACCUCCACCAAGUAAAUGAGCCCUAA